This is a messenger RNA of Oxyura jamaicensis (ruddy duck), 578 nucleotides long. Its product is annotated as thymosin beta-12-like. Lineage: Eukaryota; Metazoa; Chordata; Aves; Anseriformes; Anatidae. Gene Ontology annotation, cellular component: cytoplasm. The coding region runs from base 143 to 280 and encodes 45 amino acids. Gene Ontology annotation, biological process: actin filament organization; regulation of cell migration. Gene Ontology annotation, molecular function: actin monomer binding. The transcript has 3 exons. The record is from RefSeq and is a predicted model, not a curated record.
CCCAGCACUGAACUAAUCAAUAUUAAUAGCGAUGGGAGCGGGGGGUGGGGAGGAGAGGAGGGAUUAACGUGACCUUUUUAAACUCACACUGCCUCAGACGGGCACCAAGCAGCUGAGGAGAAAGCAGCCAGACGGACCCAUCAUGUCCGACAAACCAGAUUUUGCAGAAAUUGAAACAUUUGACAAGACCAAGCUGAAGAAGACAGAAACCAGAGAGAAAAAUCCAUUGCCCACUAAAGAAACUAUCGAACAAGAAAAGCAAAGUGAAAGCGCAUCCUGAGCAUCAAAUGGAUGAUGCGACUGCUGCUUCUUCAGUGGGGUUUCUGAGCUGAGCUGUUUUGUUUUGUCCCCCCUCCCCUCCACCCCCCUCCAUGCUUGUUGUCCAUUUCAUUUAGCAAACACUCACUCCUUUCAUGUUCCCUGCAAAGUCUGUUUUGUAUUUGUUGGACAAGAUACUUUGUGUUUGUGUUCUUAAAACCGUAAUUCAAAGUUCUGUACCACCCCCGUUACUUGCCAAAAAAAUAUCUGCAUAAAAAAUGUUUUCCUAAACCUCACAAUAAACAGGUUUCUUCUGACCA